AUGUUAAUCUACGUAAAUGCAACAAACAAACAAUUUUCAUUGGAGGUAGAAAAUACUGAUAGAGUCUUGCACGUAAAGAAUCUGAUAAGAGAAAAGGAAGGAACAACUGGCAACUACCCGGGAUACACAGGUCGUUUGGUUUAUUGCGGUAAAAUUUUAGAGGAUUCAAAGACACUUGCUCACUAUGAUGUUCGCCCCUACACCACCUUUACUUUUGCUUGGUCUGCUCCAACAAAUCCAUACGAUCAAUAA
This is a messenger RNA of Heterostelium album PN500, 252 nucleotides long. It is a transcript of the gene ubqN, whose product is annotated as ubiquitin. Lineage: Eukaryota; Evosea; Eumycetozoa; Acytosteliales; Acytosteliaceae. Gene Ontology annotation, molecular function: protein binding. The record is from RefSeq and is a predicted model, not a curated record. Bases 1 to 252 code for a protein of 83 amino acids. The transcript has a single exon.